AUGUUCGGCGGCGGCACCAUCACGGCAAUCAUCAUCGUGGCCAUCGCGGCCUAUGCGAUCGUCAUCUAUAACGGGCUGGUCCGGGCCCGCCAGAUGGUUCAGGAGGCCUGGAGCGGCAUCGACGUGCAGCUCAAGCGGCGCGCCGACCUGAUCCCCAACCUGGUCGAGACGGUCAAGGGCUACGCCGGCCAUGAAAAGGAGACGCUCGAGCAGGUCACCGAGAUGCGCACGCGGGCGCAGAACGUGCCGGCGGGCGAUGUGGCCGGUCGCGCCGCGGCGGAAAGCAUGCUCAGCCAGGCGAUUGGCCGGCUGUUCGCGGUUGCCGAGAGCUAUCCCGACCUGAAGGCCAACCAGAAUUUCGCCGAGUUGCAGGAAGCGCUGGAGACCACCGAACGCGAAAUCCAGAUGGCCCGGCGCUAUUACAACGGUUCGGCCCGCGAAUUGAACGUCAAGGUCGAGAGCUUUCCAUCCAAUCUCGUCGCCAACACGUUCAAUUUCGUCCAGGCCGACUAUUUCGAAUUGGACGAUCCGGGCGACCGCGCCGUUCCGCAGGUGUCAUUCAACAGUUAG
Effrenium voratum is the source of this 570-nucleotide messenger RNA. NCBI's taxonomy places the organism in Eukaryota, Dinophyceae, Suessiales, Symbiodiniaceae. The record is from the annotation of a GenBank genome assembly.